UUUCAAGACGUGUUUAGAGUCAAAUAAGAUCGCGACCUGUCAACAGAAGAUUCGUAGUAAUAAUGUAUUAUGGGAACAGUUAACACUACUUGUGGAUAAAUACUGGUUUUCUUUUAACGAAAUUAAAUCAGUGCGGUAAAAAAAUGUUUUUUCUGUGACUGGACGAAAUGCCAACAUAGGCCUACAUGGUAUUGUGUCUAAAUUUAUUGAGCGUGUAGAAUCGUCGUUUCCCUUAUACUGUUGCAUCGUAUCGUCACUGUUUUCUCAGUACGGCAAUUUUGAGUUUUGUUCAUUUAUGUGAUUGUAGUGCAUACUUAUUUUCAUAUCUACGUACGUCCAAACUCAACAGAAUCAGGCUGUGGCAUUACAUUCUUGCCUUAUUUAUACCACAGUCUGUUUGGUUUACAGUGGAAUCGGGAAAAACGAAGUUUCCUGAAGAAGUGCUGAGAGAUGGCUAGAUUCUGAAGGAUCAUAAAUAUCAAUUGAUUCUAGUCGGCUUGGCGGCUCCAGCUCCAGAGAGCUGUACUCCAUUGAGUUUCCAUACUAGUAUGCUUUUGCAGCCAAUCACUUCAUUUGACUGUUUGAUGUUGUAUAUAUGAUCUGAACAUUCCCACUUCUGUCAUCUUGAGUAACCUGUGAAAAUAAUUUUCAUUGUCUUAUUCAUUGGGAUUCUUGACUUUGUUGCUAGACUGGCCUUGUUUGACUGAUGCAGAAUGACAGGUGCCAGUAUGAAUGUAUCCACUGUGGAAACCAAAUACAGGACCUUUUCAAGAAGUACAGUGCUACUGUACUGAAGCUGACAGAGUGUCAAAAUUGCAAGAACAUUGCUGACAAGUAUAUUGAAUAUGACCCUGUAAUUGUUAUGAUUGACCUGGUUCUGCUAAAUGAGCAAGCUUACCGACACAUCUUGUGGAAUACUGGCUUUGAGGGCCAUUGGAAGCUUGCAGCUGUGUUGCUUUUGGCUGAAACAUAUUGCGAAUGGGUGUCCAUGAAGAAACAGUAUUCUUCAUUAAGCAAUGGAGGCUAUAAAAGUACAGAACUUAUGUUUGAAGGAGAGAAAUACUUUUACAUCACUUGCUUGCAAGUCCUUUUUGGUCACAUGCUGCUUCUUGCUACAGUGUUAGCAAUAACAAAGCUGUAUUGGCUUGUGUUUCCAAAAAAAUAUCAAGACAGUUUUACACUUUUGAUCUUUUGGAAGGCAUUUGUUCUGUCAAAUUUUGGAAAAUUUCUUACAGUCGCAGAGUUAAUAUGGGAUGGCAAUGGAAAUGGAAUAACAAGUUCGUUCGUUACAAUCUACGUGUAUCUCUCACAGUUACACUCUUACUCAGUCAUUUCCAAGACCUCAAAAACAGUGGCUGGUUUUGUGGUAUUACUUGGAUUUAUUACAAAAACAAUCAUAACAGAAUCAGAAACACUGCAUGUACAGCUUUACAAAUAUGCAAUGUAAAUCUGGGAAGGAUGUGAUUUCAAGGAGCUAAGAGAAAUAAAGAAUGGACUGAUGUUAUUGAAUAAA
Schistocerca nitens (vagrant locust) is the source of this 1513-nucleotide messenger RNA. It is a transcript of the gene Arv1, whose product is annotated as protein ARV1. The transcript is spliced from 6 exons. The coding region runs from base 707 to 1447 and encodes 246 amino acids. Gene Ontology annotation, cellular component: Golgi apparatus; cortical endoplasmic reticulum. Gene Ontology annotation, biological process: regulation of plasma membrane sterol distribution; intracellular sterol transport; sterol metabolic process. NCBI's taxonomy places the organism in Eukaryota, Metazoa, Arthropoda, Insecta, Orthoptera, Acrididae. The record is from RefSeq and is a predicted model, not a curated record.